Molecule: messenger RNA, 1705 nt
Organism: Rhodofomes roseus
Lineage: Eukaryota; Fungi; Basidiomycota; Agaricomycetes; Polyporales; Fomitopsidaceae
Exons: 3
Coding region: 307-1464 (385 amino acids)
Source: RefSeq, a predicted model, not a curated record
GGAACGCUUCUUCUUCACCAAGCGGACGAAGCGACUCCAGCUCGCUCCACACCCAUCAUGCUCAGAAGUUGCGAACCUUUGCAAACGUGGACGACGACAGUCCCUCCCAACCGGCCGUUGUUCCAUCACUCCUUGUUCGCUCCCACCCACCCCGAGCCCGGUGCUCCGUUCGACUUGCUGACCUUUCGCUGAGUCGCCUCGGACGUAUACUUUCCUUAACCCAACUGUCUAUACGCUCGUCAGCACCCCUCCUGUCGCUCAACAUCCCCCGUGUAUCCCAGUGAACGCAUCCUCGACUCUACCAAGAUGUCCCGCUUCACAUCCGCACUCACGGCUUUCGCCGUCGUAGCUAUGGCCGGUCCCUCCGUCUGGGCGAUGCCUGUGGUGGCGCCUGCGGCGCCCACUAGCUCUAUCCUCGUUGCAGCACGCAGCGGUGGCGUCCUCGCCGCGGCGCCCACAAGCUCCAUCUUGGCUGCACGCCAGAUCGACGUCCCUGACCUCGGCCUGCCUGGCGAGUCCGCCGUCGACAGUGUCCUCGGCGCCGUCGAGACCGCUGUGUCGUCUAUCACCGGUCUCAAGCGUCGCCAGCUCCCCGAUCUCGGCCUCCCUGGCGAGAGCCUUGUCAACGGUGCCCUCGGUGCCGUCGAGACUGAGGUCGCCGGCGUGACGGGCCUGCUCAAGAGGCACGGCGGCAAGGACAAGAAGAAGGACGGUCAGGCGGCCGCGAACGGCCAGAACUCGACCGCGACCUGCAGCGGCGCGGCGGGUGCGGCGGGCGCGGCCAACAGCACCGCAUCUGGAGCGGAGGGCGCUGCGAACAGCACCGCGUCUGGCCUCGACGGCUCGACUGGCAGCGCGAACGGUGCCGGUCUCGACGGCUCUAACGGUGCCGCUGGCGCGAACGGUGUCGACGCAGGCAACGGCUGCGACGGUGCUGCCGCUGCGAACUCCACCACUGGUACCGGCUCUGCCGCGGGCGACGCUGGUGCUAAGGGCAGCGGGAAGGCUGGCAAGGGCAAGGGUGCGGCCAACGGCGACGGCAAUGCCGGUGCUGCGAACGGCAACGGUAACGCUGGUGCUGCCAACGGUAACGGCAACGCUGGUGCGGGCAACGGCAACGGCAACGCUGGUGCUGCGCAGACCGUCACUGUGACCGUCACCGCCGCCGGCGCAUGCGCGACCGACGCUGGUGCUUCCGCCGCCGGUGCUGCUUCCUCUGCUGCCGCCGCCGGUACUGGCGCUGCGUCGGCUGGCGCUGCCUCUGCUACUGGGGACGCCGCCUCUGGCGCCGCCUCGGCUGCGUCUGGUGCCGCGACUGAUGCGUCUGCCGCCUCGAGCGCUGCCUCCGGCAACCUUGCGUCCGCGACCGACUCUGCUGCCUCUGCCGACCCUACCAGCCAGGGGUCGACGGGCUCGACCAGCUCCGGCGACUCGGGCCUCGUCGCGAACUGCGAGAACUGCUGAGCGCGUCGCGCCCCUCCCGCAAAAUGUACUCGCACUUAUACCCCGUGGCGACGUGUGGUCGUCGAACUUUGGUACGACGCGUAGUUACGGUGGCCGCUUCGAAGGGCCGCCUGAUGGACUGAAUCUAUAGCUGUCCUACGUAGUUUGUCGUUCCGACUACAUCCGCUACUUGACACUACGCAUUUGGGCCUGAGGCUCGUUGUAUUUUAGCACUUCGCAAUUUGCAUGCUUUCCUUGCAGA